Peromyscus eremicus (cactus mouse) is the source of this 1110-nucleotide messenger RNA. Its product is annotated as synaptonemal complex protein 3-like. The record is from RefSeq and is a predicted model, not a curated record. The transcript has 9 exons. Gene Ontology annotation, biological process: meiotic cell cycle; spermatid development. Gene Ontology annotation, cellular component: synaptonemal complex. NCBI's taxonomy places the organism in Eukaryota, Metazoa, Chordata, Mammalia, Rodentia, Cricetidae. Bases 144 to 770 code for a protein of 208 amino acids.
AUGCUCACAGCACUGAGCCAAUCAACGAAGCUCCGGGUUGAGCCGGCUCCUGUUUAAACUCCAUUACCUCAGAAGCAGAGCUGUUGGCUGAAGCAGACUGGAGUUGUGAAUGUGGUCACUUGGUGCAACGAAAAUAUACAGUUAUGUUUCCCUAUCCAAGAAGGGAUUCUGAAGAGCCUAAAAGCACACCAGUGGAGGGACAGCCCUCACUUUAUAACUUUGAGGAUGAUUUUCAAGACCUCGGUGCUUCACAGAGGAGUGAUACUCAAGUACAGAGAUCAGCAAGCGAUUCACAUGGGAAGAAAAGUCCUAUAGAACUGUUUGUAGAUGUGGGGGAAAAGGUAGAGGUUGUUCUUGGAAAAAUUGGAGCUGACAUUAACCGUGCUCUUAAUGCUAAGAGACAAAGAAUGGAAACAGACGUCAAAGAGUCUUUUGAAGGAAUUGACCAGAAAAUGAAACAAACUUGGAACUCAUAUGAAGAUGCAUUGGCAAAGCUUAAUGAAGACUCUGCUCAGUCAUUUAUGAAUCUGUUUGAGCAAUGGAAUUUGGAUUUUCAGGACUUGCAAGAAAAACAGAAAAAAUUAAUGAACGAUUUUCAACAGGAAGUAAAGAUUUUUCAACAAUGUAGGCUUGUUCAGAACCAGAGACUGAGAACAAUUAAACAAGUACAUGAACAGUUCUUAAAGAAUUUGGAAGAGUUGGAGAAGGAGAAUGACAAUCUGCUUCUUGGUAUCCAAAAUGAAGUUAAAGAAGAACUGAAUAAGCUGUGAAGAAAAAUUAUGAAAGAAUCUCAGCAGCAAGAGAUGGUUAAUGUUCAACAGUCUCUUCAAUCCAUGCUGUUUUGAUGGGAAGAAUAUUUGGAGAAGGAACCUAAAUCUAAAUGAUACAGUUCAAAUGCCAGCUAAGAGUCUUGCUUUAAGAUCAAUUCUAGUUUAAAUGGCAAGGUCUUUAGUCAUUAGCUUGUUCACCUGUCCUACUUUAUUCUGAAUAAAAUCCAGUUAUGUCAGUAUCAACUAUGCCUGUAUGUCAAAGUUUUAAUUCUUUUGUUACAGUGAAUUUUUCUUUAUGACAUUGUUAAUAUUUUCAAUAAAAAUGAUUUGUUUGGAUAUU